This is a messenger RNA of Ictalurus furcatus (blue catfish), 7441 nucleotides long. RefSeq names its product SR-related CTD-associated factor 1 (gene scaf1). Gene Ontology annotation, molecular function: RNA polymerase II C-terminal domain binding. The transcript has 9 exons. The coding region runs from base 668 to 4810 and encodes 1380 amino acids. The record is from RefSeq and is a predicted model, not a curated record. NCBI's taxonomy places the organism in Eukaryota, Metazoa, Chordata, Actinopteri, Siluriformes, Ictaluridae.
UUCCUGUCCUAUAGGGGGCAGUAGAGAUUCCAAACAGCACUAAAACAACUAUGCACAAGUAAAAACAACGCGUAAACCGAAAUAAACAUCAUUUCCCACAAUUCCCUGCGUUUUUUUACCCUACAGUGAGGGGAGUAAAAUGGCGGAUUAGGAUGGGAUGGGCCUGUUAUUGUGUUCUUAAUAGAAAAAAAUGUGUUGGCUUUUAAUUUUGCGCUUUAGAGGUUACUGAUACUGGUUUUAAAAGAUUUAAAGACAUCGCGGCUGUGUGGAAGCGCGUGCUGACAAAACUCUGACUGGGGAAGUCAUCAGGCACAACACUGCUCAGAUGGAGUGGAAGAAGAAGAGGAGGAGUUUACGGCUGAUAAAAGGACAAAUGAUCUGAGGCGUUACCACGGAAACGCACAGACCGUAUGACUAGCCUGAUUGGCCGGUAAUGUAAAACGGACAAAAAGUGGGCUGCUGUUUAUCCAACACUACUUUCCUUAUGUCUCAGCUGUGCUCUCAACACCGGCUCACUGAUCGUCUCUUUGAUGUGAAGCCUGCAUCAGCACUGAGAGUAAACCAGGCUUUGCUGCUGGAAGAAGGGCAGGCUUGACUGAGAGCUCCUUCUUACAUCCUUCUGGUUAGAGGAGUGUUUUAUACGGCGCUCCGUACAACUGUGGCACAGAUGCCCAGGCCAUCUCCUCUCUGCACCUCUCAGAGGGCGGCUGAGACCUCAAAAAGCCCUCUCCCUUCUUCACCCUCUACAUCUCCGUCCUCACCUUCAUCUGCUCCCUCUUCCCCCUCUUCUUGCUCAACCUCUCCUAGAAGAAUGGGAACGGGAUAUCGCGAGGACGAGGAAGGCAGCCAUGCUGGGAACAAUCGGGUCGGGAACAAAGCAGGAGGGGACGGUGUGUCAUCAACCUCAUCAUCUCUGGCUCAGUCAUUGCUCUCUGCACCUCCUUCGGCUCCUUUACAUCGUCUGUCCUCAUCACCCCGUCUUUACGACGAUGACCAGAGAGAGGGCUUGGACACGGAAAUAUAUGACCCCUUUCAACCAACAGAGGGAGAGGGUUUACCAGGCAUAGCAGCUGGAGACGAAGGAGAUAAGUACGACCCCUUUGAACCCACCGGAUCACCAGCAUCAGAGAAAGAGAUGGAUGGGGAGCAAGACGGAGAGGAAGAAAGUUCGUUCAACAGCAUACGGAUAGCAUGCGACAUAAAGGACACUAAAGAGGUGGAGCUGGAGACAGCUCCCGAGGACGAGGGUCCACCUCCGGACUCGACAGAGGCGGUAGAGCGACUGUUGGUGUCUCAGCACACGGCCACACAGGUGAACAGGAUCAAGCACAUGAGACAGCGAGCAAAAGACCGAAGAGAAGAGGAUGACUCUGAGCACUCGGAAAUAGAAGAAGGAGAGAUUGUGGGUGUCGCUGAGAGCAGAAGGGAAAGAGAGAUUGAGAUAAGAAGGGAGGUGCUGCUUCCGUCCUCGGGGAGUCCUUCAUUCUUGCAAGGGGGAGGCCUCAAACCUGAGAGGAUCUUGCGAGUCCUGGACGGUGAAGGAUUUGUAUCGGUUCGAGCAGAGGGUGAAUGGGACCACCAACCGGUGCCCCCUAUUGGCAUGGGAGACCUGAGAAGGAAACUCACCAACAGGCGAAAACAGAGAUUCAGGUCUUGCCCUUCUUCAGCAUCCAUAUCGCCGCCUCCUGCGUCUGUCCUAGCCAUACCUUCUCCCUCCCCGCCGGCGUCCCAACCCCAGACCACGGAGAAGGUAAGGAGUUGCAGAUCUUCCAAAAGCUCCAAGGAGAGGGACCGGCGCAAGCUGAAAGGCCAGGAAAAAGAGAAGCGCAAGAAGAGGAAAGAGGACAAAGGGGAGUCGGAAAGAGCGAGUGGAGAGAACAAGGAGAGGGAUCAUGAAAGGAGGAGCAGAAGAGAAGAAAAAGAGAAGGACAGGAGGAGGAGCAGCAGAAGUUAUAGCCAAACAAGGAAGAGCACGCAACACAGCACUCCCGAGCCGGCGUCACACUCCCGUAAUACCUCUCGACACGCACACAGCCGCAGGUCCUUGUCCAGCCCUUCGGAAGGCCUACACAGAGGGAGGGACCGUGACCGAGAUCGGGACAGAGACCGGGAAAGGGAUCGAUACCGAGAUAGGAGGAGAGAUAACCGGGAAAGAGAGAGAGAUAAAGACUCCAGGAUGAGAGAAGGAAGGAAGAGAGAUCGGGACGAAGGAAACAGGGGGUCAAGUAGCCGGGAGAGAGGGGAGGCAAAAAGGAGAAGAGAAAGCAGCGAUAGACGAGACAGGGAGAAAGAAAGAGGGCGGGAAAGGGAGCGAGACAGGAGAAGAGAUGGACGGCCUGUCGUACCUCCGUCUAUUCAGGACCUGAACGGCUCGGACCUUUUCGCAAUCAAACGUACCAUCACUGUUACCACUACACCCACCACUACCUUGAUCCCUACCUCUCCUUCCCACGCCCAGGAUCGAGCCCGGAGUCCUACGCAAGGCUCGGACAAAGCCCGCAAGCGCAAGAGGAAACGGAGGAGACGCUCUGAUGAGGAGGAGGAGGAGGAGGAGCGGAGGAGCAGAUCUCGUCCCACCUCUCUAAGCCCUCGCCGAUACCAUGGCUAUGAAUCAGACCGGCUCUCGGACCACCCCGAGCCUGACAUGCUAUCUUUGGAUGGAGAGGCACUGGACUCGGAUUACCCUUCACUCGAGGACUCUCCUCUGCUCCCUCCUCCCCCUGAACCUCCUCUGCCAAGCCCCAAACUUAAAUCCACAGCUCCAAAAAGUAACCGGCACCAUCAGAAGAAAUCCCGAUCUAGGAGCAAAAAACUGGGCCAGUCUGAGUCGUCCACUUCCUCAUCUUCUCACAGACCCAAAGCGAGCAAAAGUAAAAGCCUUUUGCCCUCACUGUCCUCACCUCUUUCUGCGUCAUCUGGCAACACUGCUUCCCUUCCUCUCACUGCUUCUUCAUCCUCUGCUAAAAGAGUACGGAAGACCGGGAAAGAAAAACCAAGCAAGAAAGAAUCAGGUCGCUCAGGAAGAUCCAAGAAGCUGGGAGGAAGCAGUAGGAAGGGUAAACUACAGUCUAAAGUCUCAGUGCUGGUCCGGGAGGGAGUAAGCAGCACCACGGGAAACAGUGGUAAAAUGGGUAUUGAUCUCAUUGGACCUGGUGGAACAACAGGACCCUCAGUGGUGGGCGGGUCUAUAGCUGUGGUUUUCCGUCGGGACAACGAAAGCCGAUCUCCGUUCCUGAAGCCCUGCUCAGAACCGCUUUCCCUGCCUGGUAGAGUCAAAGAUUUGAACAAGACUGGCAAGCAACGGAAUACCCUUUCAUCCCUGUCCUCAACUAACACGACAGGACUCAAGUCAAAGAAAGCCAAACCAAGCUCCACCACCUCCACGUCGUCAUCCGCUUCCUCGCCCACAUCAUCCUCAGCAGCAAAGCGCAGACGAAGGCCAGGAAAGAAGCCCCGGGAGAAGGGUCUAGCAGUUGACGGGCCCAACGCCAAAGGUGCCAACAGCAGCGCUUUGGGAUCUGGUUGGACUGGAGCUUCAGAAAUUCAGCCUUUAAGUGGAAUCGGUCCAAAACCAUCAAGUCCACCCUCCACACAUCCUGGGCCCACACCUUCAUCCUCUUCUUCCUCAUCAUCAUCAUCUUCAUCUACCAGCGUUCUUCCCCCAUCUUCCUCACCCCCACACACUCCUCCAUUGUCUUUACCCCCAUCUCGAGACACUAGAGAAUCUUCCCCAGAUUCUCAGACUGUGGACAGCAGCUGCAAGACCCCUGAACCUUCUUUCCUUUCAGAAGAGUGCCCUGUUCAGUCCCAGUCCACCCUGCUUGUGCCUGCAAAGUCACCCCCUAGCCCACCACCCUCAAGAGGAGAUGGAAUUUCACAGUCUGUCUCCAAGCUCCUCCCACUGGAUGACCAGAAGACGUCACCACCCUGCUCCACUUCAUCAGCCUUGGCUGCAGUUUCUCUUGCUCAUUCCAUUCCUCCUCUGUCUGUCGAACCUUCCUCGUCCUCCUCAGCUUCCGUGUCUUCAUCGACGGUCAGUAAGCCUCCGCCCCCUCCUCCUCCACCCUCUGCCGUGCCACCUUUGCCCUGGAGUCUGCAGACAGGCGUGGACUGCACCGCUGGAGGCGUAUUAGCAUUGACGGCGCUCCUGUUUAAGAUGGAGGAAGCCAACAUCGCCAAUCGAGCCAAAGCACAGGAGUUCAUUCAGGCCACAAGCCAGAUUCUCUCUCAGGCUAACCAGAACCAGUCGCAUUCUACAUCUUCCUCCUCCAUCUCACAAGUUCCUCCUCCUCCUCCAUCACACGCUCCGCCCCCAGGUCCAACUCCCGCCCAAUUCAUUCUCCAUGGCUCCCUCCCGUUGGUCGGCUGCACCAAAACCCCGCCUUCACACCUACACUCUGGACUUUCAUUAGGUGGUGGAUGUGCUCAGACUCCACCUCCUCCACUGCCCACGGGGCUGUCCGGGGCAGCAGGGGGCGCCAGUGACAUGGGCUGGGAUGGAGACAGUAAAGACCCUGACAAGUAUUUGAAGAAGCUGCACACCCAGGAGAGGGCAGUAGAGGAAGUGAAGUUGGCCAUCAAGCCGUACUACCAGCGCAAAGACAUCAACAAAGAAGAGUACAAGGACAUCCUGAGGAAAGCUGUGCACAAGAUCUGUCACAGCAGGACAGGAGAGAUCAACCCGGUGAAGGUGAGUAACCUGGUCAAACUCUACGUACAGAGGUACAAGUAUUUCAGGAAGCACGGACGCAAAAUGGACGACGAGGAUAAGGAAGAGCGAGACUCCGCCUCCCUGCACGGCUCCACGUGAUUGGACGUCGGGACCGCUUUGUUCUGACGGACCCUUGGCGAGAGUUUGUGAUUCUCCGCCGCUGUGCUACGUGCUGUUAAUGUAAAGUCCUGAACUCCGCCUCUACGCCAUGCCACGCCCCUUUCCUGUGUGUUUAAUCUAAAUGUGGGAUUAAAGACGAGUGCACGGUUCAGAGGGAGAUUUUUUUUUUUGUACUUGUUUAGGUUUGUCAUGAUUCAGGACACUACAUAGAUGUGCUUUCUCUUUCCCUCUGAAUCACCAACGUUAAAAUAUUCAACAGAAAUCAUUACAGACUCCUCCCAUGCGGUGAUCAGAGGCAGACGAGUGCAUGUUUGAUCCCUGAUUACUUUUUUUUUUUUUAACGCUUUUCUUUUUGAAUCGCGGUCCUUCACGUGUCCGAUGCUCUUCGUAGCACAAAGUCGUGGAGAAAACGGACUCUUCCUGCGACCGUGCUUCGACGCCGUCUCCUCGUCUCGGACUCUACAGGCGCGUUAGCAGGUUCUCAGACUUGUGGUUGUACACGUGCAUGUGUUUUAGACUUUAUUUGUACUUCAGGACGGCGAAAGCGAGGCCAUCGCUUCCACGAGCCGGGCUUCGGGACGGGAGGAUCAGUGGACGAUAAACUCGAUCAGAACAAAACAAAACAAGGAGUCGGACUCGCUGCGGUGCCCGAUGAAGCAGCGAGGAACCUUCUGUCUGAAAUAAAUAAUGUGUUAGUAUAUCUUUACUGGCAAUAUAUUAACAAAAAGUCUCAAAAGAAGAACAAAAAUAACCAAGUAAAGAAAUUGUAGAACCUGUAAAAGUCCUGAAAAAGGACGAGUUGGGAAACAGUUCCACUUUUCCUCCACCGUGUAUAAAACUGAGAGAAUGUAGUUCGUGUUAAAUCUGAGAGUUUAGUAGAGUUUUGUUUUACAGUUCAUGUUUAUUCUACACGAGCGAGAGAGAAGUGCUGAGGAGGCUGCUGGAGGAAUGUGAGGAACUCUGAAAUAAAUUAUUAAACCUUUCAUGAAAGGUGAUUGAUGAGUGAUUGUGUUACUGAUCAAGUUUGUGUUUGUUUUUUUUGUAAAAAUUGCAUGUGAAGUAAAAACUGCAGAUUAAAUCAAACACAAGUCACUUUUAACAUCCGUCCCCGCGCCCUGUCGUUCAUCAUUUAUCACUAAUUCCACAGAACUGUCGUGAACGUGCAGGAAGUAGUCAUUAUAUUUCGAUGAAAACUUCCACUACAAUAAUAAACAGCCCCUGAGGGGGUUGUUUUUUUUACUUGGAACCUUUUCUAUAAGGUGUGCCCAUUUGUUUGUCAUUCAUUUAUUUGUUCUUUCAUUCAGUUUGUACGUUGUUAGUUGUGCUCCAGCUCUCUGAAGGGGAUCUGUGUGAAAGAAAGAUCCUGUGUUAUCAGUUAUAAUUAAUUAUUAUAAGUAAUAAAGAUUCCUAGAUGAAAUGGUUAAACACUCAUAAUGAAACAUGUAGAACAAUAACGAGGAAUAACAAAAACAACUGGGAGAUCAGAGCGUAUUUAUUACUCAUGUUAAACGCGGUGAUAAACGCUGCACUGUUUUAAUCACGUUGUUGUUGUUUAAAUGAUAUUUUAAAUUCACUUGUUUUAAUCAGCAUUGGUUUUUCUUUUUUUAAUCUCAUGCAGUUUGAUCGAUUCAUUUCAAAGUGUUUGUAAUGAUGCAGUUGGUUGUUUUACUCCUCCAGCUGUAGCGCUGAUGAUGUUCGAGCGUCUGUGUGUCUCUCUAAUACUUCAUCACUGGGUCUUAAAGCAGCAGUAAGGAUUUUCUGUGGAAACGAGGUUCCUCUUCCUGGUCCUGGAGAAAUCCUGCAACAAAGCGACCAGAGAACGUUCAUUUUCAACGAGAGCUGGCGACAUGAGCGACGGCGACCGUUGGUCUAGACGUAGAUUAGAUGCGGGCGUGUCCAGCGACGUGAGAAAGAUGAGAAAAGUUUAACUGUAUGCAAAUCUGGAGCGACUCGGUGCGGCGACUACCAGCGGGAGUGCAGACAGAAGAGAGGACGUGAUCCGUAGCCACUCGUGAUCGCUAGCAGAAGCAGUGCCAUUGCGGCGGUAGUUAAUUAGCUUAGCUUAGUUUAGGAUAUUAGCAAAAAAUAAUAAUGAUAAAAGACAUAAUAAGUGGGGCAGUGGAGGCGUGGUGGUUAAGGCUCUGGGUUACUGAUAGGAAGGUCGGGGGUUCAAGCCCCAGCACUGCCAAGCUGCCACUGUUGGGUCCUUGAGCAAGGCCCUUAACCCUCUCUGCUCCAGGGGGCGCUCUAUCAUGGCUGACCCUGCACUCUGACCCCAGCUUCCUAACAUGCUGGGGUAUGUGAAGAAAACAAUUUCACUGUGCAUGUGUAUGUGUGACCAAUAAAGACUCAUUAUAAUGAAACACACUCACUUUUUGUUGCAAUCGAGCAAAAUCCCAGUGUAGCUCCUGUCUUCCCAGGAAACACAGAGGCCACGCCCGAAGAGCUGCGGUCCGGCUCCCGGUCACCAUCGAACACAGUGAACAACGCUCACUUACUGAGACAGGAGCGACGCCGGGAUUUUACUCAAUUGCAGCAAAAAAAUGAGUGUGUUUCAGUAUUAUUAUUUUCAUUUUAAACGCGCUAAGGCCCUAAGCUAAGCUAAUUGGC